Messenger RNA from Oryza sativa Japonica Group (Japanese rice), 1153 nucleotides. Its product is annotated as osmotin-like protein. NCBI's taxonomy places the organism in Eukaryota, Viridiplantae, Streptophyta, Magnoliopsida, Poales, Poaceae. Gene Ontology annotation, biological process: defense response. Gene Ontology annotation, cellular component: extracellular region. The record is from RefSeq and is a predicted model, not a curated record.
AUCAAUUAACUCAUCCAUACUCAUCAGUUCAUCACAGAGAGAAAAGUUUGCACACAGCUAGCAUGGCGAACAAGCUGCAGCUCGCCAUCGCGUUCGUCGUCGUCGUCGUCGUCCUCGGCGCCAUGGCGGCAUCGGCGGCGGCGGCGGUGGCCCCCAUGCUGACGAUGCACAACCUGUGCCCGUACACGGUGUGGCCGAUCGUGUCGCCGGACAGUGGCUCGCCGCCCAUCGCCGACGGGAUACGGCUGGAGGGCCGCGGCGUCGGGCUGAGGUCGCUCAACCUCCCGGCGGGGUUCUGGUCGGGGCGCGUCGUGCCGCGCACAUGGUGCAGGGACGGCGGGCGGUGCGACACCGGGAACGCGCCGCCGGCGACGGUGGUGAGGCUGUCGUUCAACGGCGCCGGCGGGCUGGCGGAGUACAGCGUCAACCUCGGGGAAGGGUUCAACGUGCCGACGGUGGUGAGCCCGCACGCCAUCGGCGGCGGGAUGUGCCCGGCGCUGGGCUGCACGGCCGACCUCAACGCCGGGUGCGCGGCGGGGCAGCGCGUGUACGGCGGCGACACCGGCGGCGACGUCGUGGCGUGCAGGGGGCCGGCGAGCUACUUCAAGCAGCGGUGCCCGCUGACGAGGACGGGCGGGGGCGACGUGGAGCCCGUGCCGCAGCACUGCAUCUCCCCCGGCGAGAUCAAGCUCGUCUUCUGCCAGGCCGCCAUGGUCGCCGGCGAGCCGGAGCUCAUCCGCACCGUCGACGUCGCCGACAACUAGCUAGCCUAGCCGGCCGGUCCGUUAAUUAAUUACGUGUGUUUUAAUUAGUGCGUGUUUAACUAGUUAAUCAGAUCAUCAAGCAGUUAAAUAAUUAAUUAAUUACUCCGGUUGGCCCGCGCUAACUGCUAAUAAGUGCACAUGGAAUAACAAAGGCGGGGUACGUACAUAUGUACGUACCCUUAUGUUUGUACGUGCGCAUAUACGUGUUUUAAUUACUCUAGUAUUGUAUACAUACUUGUGUACGUACGUCUACAUCGUAUAUUCGUAUUGUGUUUUUGUGUAACUCGAUCUAGUAAUCCAACAGUAUGUAUCCGUCCAUAGUGAUAUUACCUACUACUACCUCUGCUUAUUAAUUAAUCUCAUCAUGACAAUAUAUCAACUUCUUUUCA